Molecule: messenger RNA, 1194 nt
Organism: Colletotrichum chrysophilum
Lineage: Eukaryota; Fungi; Ascomycota; Sordariomycetes; Glomerellales; Glomerellaceae
Exons: 2
Coding region: 1-1194 (397 amino acids)
Biological process (GO): carbohydrate metabolic process; chitin catabolic process
Cellular component (GO): extracellular region
Molecular function (GO): chitinase activity; chitin binding
Source: RefSeq, a predicted model, not a curated record
AUGUUUUGUACUUCACAAACUGGUACGUUCCCUUUCACUGCCACUUUCACUCACUUCCAAGCUGACCGGUUCAGGGGCGUCUACGGCGCCAACUAUCAACCAUCAGAUUUGCCCGCCGACAAGGUCACCCAUCUUCUCUACUCCUUCGCCGACAUUUCCUCGGACGGUACAGUCAUCUCAUCCGACCCCUAUUCAGACACGCAGAAGCUCUACCCCGGCGACACCAGCACCGCGGGCAACGCCAACGGCUGCGUCGGCCAAAUCUACGCUCUCAAGAAGAAGAACCGCAAACUGAAAGUCGUCCUCUCCAUCGGAGGCUGGACCUGGUCCCCCAAGUUCGUCCCCGUCGCCGCCACCGCCGCCGGCCGCCAGACCUUCGCCUCCUCCGCCGUCAAGCUCAUGGCCGACUGGGGCUUCGACGGCAUCGACAUCGACUGGGAGUACCCCGCCUCCUCCACCGAGGCCGCCAACUUCGUCGCCCUGCUCAAGGCAUGCCGCGAGGCCCUCGACGCCUACGCCGCCAAGAGCGCGCCCGGUUACCACUUCGUCCUCACCGUCGCAUGCCCCGCGGGGCCCUCGCACUACCAGCAGAUGGACCUCCGCGGCAUGGACGCCUACAUCGACGCCUGGCACCUCAUGGCCUACGACUACGCCGGCUCCUGGGACACCACGACCGGCCACCAGGCCAACGUCUUCUUCAACCCGUCCACCCCGCUCGCGACCAAGUUCAGCACCGAGGUCGCCCUGACGUACUACCUCGCCCAGGGCAUUCGCUCCAGUAAGAUCGUCCUCGGCAUGCCCCUCUACGGCCGCUCGUUCCUCAACACCGACGGCAUCGGUCUGCCGUACAGCGGCGUCGGCGCAGGCUCCAUCGAGAAGGGCGUCUGGCACUACAACGCCCUCCCGCGCGCGGGCGCCAAGGAGAUAUUCGACGAGAAGGUCGGCGCGCUGUACAGCUACGACUCGAGCUCGCGCGAGCUCGUGUCGUAUGACAACGUGCAGAGCGCGAACUACAAGACGGACUACAUGAAGAGCAAGAGCCUCGGCGGCGCGGUCUUCUGGGAGGCUGCUGGCGACAAGAAGGGGGACGGCAGCCUCGUCGCGGCCGUCGCUGGACGGAUGGGCUCGCUGGACUCGACGCAGAACUUGCUGAGUUAUCCCGGCAGUCAGUAUGCCAACAUCAGGGGCGCUUGA